AUGGUCGACCUUCGAACUUGCCGCUCGGCGGCAGACCCUCGUACGCCCGGUACAGAGGUCGCAGCAGCAACAGUUGGACGAGGCCAGUCCUCGCCCCGCAAACCCACUCGUGUCCUUCCGACACCUCAAUCCCUCUCGCCAUCAAAGAACUCGCCCCCAGAGCAGCGUGGCGGCGAGCCACGCUUGCCUCCCUCUUUUGAAAACAACCAUCUGCCGCCGGCCAUUGCGAGCCGCUACCAGCCUGGGGUGUACACACCGCACUCUCCUUACCGCCCGGGAGAGUACCAGCGCUCCGAGUGCGCUCCGUCUGAGCGCACCCGCAUCGAGCGCAAGCUGUUUGACGACGACGACGAUAUGCCUCGCAAGGACGAGCUGAGGAGCAGCAGCCCGCUCCAGCCCGCGUUUGAAGGCGAGGUCAAGAUGGUCCUGCGCAGCGGCGCACCGGUAGAUCUAAUGUCCUGGCUCCGCACAAACUUCCACCACCAACCGCCACCCCACUCUGUCAUGACGUCUUCCAUGUCGCUCGCCCAUAUCCAGCGUCUUUUACAAGAACGUUUCCACCGUGUCCCUUAUCUGUCUGAACUGCACCGUGCUGUCCUUGCGGCCUUCCCCCACUCGGAGUGGGAAGAGUCCAAGGAUGGCAAGGAGCCACCCAUCAUGCGCGGCCUUACCUGGCACGGUCGCGACGUUACAGACGAAGACGACCCGAACGCUACCCCAGGCAAGUCGGCACGCGCCAGCGCCAGCGCCACUGUCUCGCGCGGUCGCCAGCCCCGCGUCGACACGACCGUUGUUGUCAACGGUGGCGCCACCAACGGAGCUGGCACGAGCCGCAGCCCGACACAGUCGCCUCUCAUGAGCCCCGUCUCCAGUGCCCAGCGCCAGAUGCCCGACACUCCCGCACGCAGUGUGCUCGACGAGUUUGCCGAGAUUGCCACGCGCACACCUAUCGUCAAGGAGCGCAAACUUGACACUGACGCCAAACCCGCCGCCUAUGCCCUCACAACCAUUUGCAACUCGUCCGACCGCCCCUGGGACAAGCGCAAGCGCCCGGCGUCCCAGUCGCCCGAGCGUGGUCGCCGACGGGCUUCCACUCCGGACGCUCUCCAGGACCUGCUCGACGCUGCUGAGGCUGUCGAGGGCAGCCCACUCAACUCGGUGCUCAACAAGCACGAGCAGCGUGGCCACAAGCGCAGGAGAACCAUUGCCGGGUCCAACGCUCACGACUUUGCCUUUGGCCGUCCCUUACCUCACUCGUCGCUCGACCAGCGCAGGUCGCGGUCCGUACGCGGUACGGCAUCGCCGCAAAUUGCCGGCCUGUCUCUCCUCGCCGUGCGCGAGGACAAGAGUGGCGUCCUGUCUGCCGACGAGGGUGACGAACCCAUCUCCCCGCUGGCAUCGGAAGAGUCUGGCGCGUCACACCAGCUCGUUGCCAUGGGCGCUCCGUCGUCGUGGGGCCGUCGUGGCGUCGCCUCGUCCACGGCGUCGCAGCUCUCGGCCAUCUCCGAGUCGGUCUCGCUCGCUGGACCCUCAAACGGUAUCCCCAAGGCUGCCGGUCGCAAGGUCAACGAACUGCCAACGUCGUCGCAGGGCCAGUACCCCGGUGUCGACUGCAAGCCGCCUUACCCUUACCAUGAAAUGAUCCGCUUCGCCAUUGAGAAUGCGCCUGACCGAAAACUGCAGCUGGCUCAGAUUUACUCGAGCAUUGCCCACCGGUUCCCAUUCUUCAAGACUCUGGACGAGAAGAAGACCGCUGGGUGGCAAAACUCUAUCCGUCACAACCUCAGUCUCAAAAAGAUGUUUGUGCGCGUCAACAAGGCCGAUGGUUCGCCCGACGACUCUGGUGGCAAAGGCGGUUGGUGGACAGUCCAGCCUGGUGUGCCCGAUGAAGGCCGCCCCGGUCGCAAGGCCAAGGCCAAACGUGCCAAGGACGGGUCAAUGGUGAUGGGAGGCGAGAUGGGCAGCGGAAGCACAAGUGCCACCAGCACUCCCGCGCCACCUCCGCCGAUGGCUCUGCCACCCCCACCACCACCCCCACCACCACCAACCGAGCCGUUGGUCCAGCUCGAGCCAGUGCCGGUUCCCGCGGCCUCACAGUAA
This is a messenger RNA of Apiotrichum porosum, 2100 nucleotides long. RefSeq names its product forkhead box protein (gene CNFKH1). The record is from RefSeq and is a predicted model, not a curated record. Gene Ontology annotation, biological process: regulation of transcription by RNA polymerase II. Bases 1 to 2100 code for a protein of 699 amino acids. The transcript is spliced from 5 exons. Lineage: Eukaryota; Fungi; Basidiomycota; Tremellomycetes; Trichosporonales; Trichosporonaceae. Gene Ontology annotation, molecular function: DNA-binding transcription factor activity, RNA polymerase II-specific; RNA polymerase II cis-regulatory region sequence-specific DNA binding.